GAACAAUGGCUGAAUUAGAAGCUACAAUUGCAAAUGCAACUUCAACUUCAACUUCAUCAGCUUCAACAAGAUUGAAAGAAGUGGGAAAAUUAUUUGGCCAAUUUUUCGAGCUAUUGUUUGCAAUCAUCGGGUUUGCGAAAAUGAACACAAGUAAGGGAAAGUCUCAAGCUGAUAUCAAUUCAAUUAUGAUGGCUUUAGUUUUCAUGGUUUCUCUUUACUACCUGGCUUUGGUGCUUGUCACAAUGCUACAUCUUCACAUCAAGAGCUUCCUUCCUUCCAAGAUGAUCAUUCUUUUACUUGGAAGUGUUGUUUCAAUUUUAGCUUUAAUGGUUAUUUCGCCGACAAUUGCAUGGAUUUAUUUGGGUUUUUGGAUCUUUAUCUUUGCUUUGAUGUGCUAUAAGAGUAAAAAUGAACUCUAUCAAUGGAUUCCAGAAAGGAUCAAGAAAGUUUUUGAGGGUAAAACUGAGAGUGGUAUUUCCGAGUUACCUGUAGUUAGGUCGCUUCCUAUAUAAAGAAAUUAAUUUCAGUGUGUUGUAUUUUCAUUUUGUUGUAUGAGUUUCUAUUUUUUGUCAUGCUGUUG
Medicago truncatula (barrel medic) is the source of this 580-nucleotide messenger RNA. RefSeq lists its product as uncharacterized. Lineage: Eukaryota; Viridiplantae; Streptophyta; Magnoliopsida; Fabales; Fabaceae. The record is from RefSeq and is a predicted model, not a curated record. The coding region runs from base 6 to 512 and encodes 168 amino acids. The transcript is spliced from 2 exons.